Messenger RNA from Trachemys scripta elegans, 9833 nucleotides. RefSeq names its product NACHT, LRR and PYD domains-containing protein 3-like. Bases 309 to 3245 code for a protein of 978 amino acids. The transcript is spliced from 12 exons. Gene Ontology annotation, cellular component: cytoplasm. Gene Ontology annotation, molecular function: protein binding. Lineage: Eukaryota; Metazoa; Chordata; Testudines; Emydidae. The record is from RefSeq and is a predicted model, not a curated record.
UGUUGACACAUCCUGUAUCACAAGCUAAUUAACUCCACCCUCCCUUAGUUUCCCUCCACGAGCACAGUCCAAAAGGAUCUUGGCAGUGAAAUUCACCCCAGUGCAGAAGGAGCACCUUAUAGAAAACUCAGAAGAGGAACAGAACACUGUAAGAUGUUUUCUCCUUUCACAGCUUAUCGAUAAAAAUGAGAUUUUUGUUUUGUGCAUCUGUGUUUGAGCACCGAGAAAACUGAGAGAAAUAAAUCAAACAAAGGCCUCCAGAUCUACUUUGUAGCUUUCUGGCUAAUGUUUUUCCCCUGAUACUGGUGAUGGAAAACCAAAGCAGAAUCAGUGACCUGCUUCAAAGUGCCCUUGACGAUCUUCUUGAGGAAGACUUCAAAAGAUUUAAAGACAAACUAUCACAUUCUGGCUUUAAGGGAAAAGGUACCAUCCCCCGAGGUCGGCUGGAGAAGGCUAACAGGAUAGAUACUAAGAACAUCCUGAUGGCAUUCUAUGGUGGAGAUGCUGCAGUUGAUGUAACCAUAGAAAUUUUAGCUAAGAUCAAUGUCAGAGGGUCUGCUGCUAACCUCAAAAAAGACAGAGAGAAAGUUUUGCCACAGGAAAAGGUGAAAACAUCAAAAGUUGAAGAAGAAACAAGAGGGAAUGACAGACAAGGGGAUCUGGGACCCUGUGCAGAGAUACAUCACGCCAAGGAGCAGGGAGUUGAUAAUUUGUCUCUGAAAGGCUUUGAUUAUCAGAAAAAAUAUAGAGAACACAUACAAGAAGAAUACCAAGUAAUAGAAGAUAAGAAUGCUCGCAUGGGUGAACAUGUAAGUCUAGACAAAAGAUACACAGAACUGCUUAUUGUAAAGGAACAUCGGCAGCGGGAGGAGAAAGAACAUGAAAUAAUCACCAGAGGAAGGAAACACACAGAACUGAUGGCUCACCAGACCAGUCUCACUAAGAUUAAUGUUUUAUUUGAUCCUAGUAGAAAUCAACAAAGCCCAAAAACUGUUGUGCUGCAGGGAGCUGCUGGAAUUGGGAAAACAAUGACAGCAAGAAAGAUCAUGUUGGACUGGGCAGCUGGAAAACUCUAUCAGAAAAAGUUUGAUUAUGUUUUCUAUAUAAAUUGUAGAAAGAUAAAUCAUGUUACUGAAGAGCAAAGUGUUGCUGAUUUGGUUUUAGACAAUUGUCCUAAUGGAGAAGGACCAAUUAAAGAAAUCUUUGAGAAGCCAGAAAAACUCCUAUUCCUAAUAGAUGGUUUUGAUGAAUUGAGUUCUUUGCUAGACAUUGAUGAAGUUAGACUGUGCACUGACCCAUUUGAGAAGAAGCCAGUGAAAACUGUACUGUGCAGCUUAUUGAGAAAGAAAGUUCUUCAAAAAUCCUUCUUAUUGAUCACUACAAGACCAACUGCUCUGGAGAAACUAAAGCAGAAUUUAAAAUUUCCAUGUUAUGCAGAGAUAAUGGGAUUUUCUGGAGAAGAAAGGAAAGAAUAUUUCUAUAAAUUCUUUUGUGAUGAAAAGAAAGCAACACAAGCCUUUAAUUUUGUCAAAGAAAAUGAAAUGCUCUUCACCAUGUGCUUUGUCCCCAUUGUGUGUUGGAUCAUCUGCACGGUUAUGAAGCAACAGAUGGAAAAAAGGGAAGAUCUUUCACAAACUUCAAAAACAACCACCUCGGUAUAUUUGCUCUUUCUGUCCACUCUGCUAACUGAUCAUUUUGCUGACUUAAUACAACAGCCUAAAACUACUCUGUGGAACCUUUGCUCGUUGGCUGCAGAUGGAAUUUUAGAACGAAAAAUACUGUUUGAAGAAGGUGACCUGAAGAAACACAAUUUAUCCUUGUCUAACAUUCAGUCUCUCUUUCUGAAUAAAAAUAUUUUUCAGAAAGAUACAGAAUGUGAAAGUGUCUACAGCUUCAUUCACUUGAGUUUCCAAGAGUUUUUUGCAGCUCUCUUCUAUGUGCUAGAGGAAGAUAAACAGACAAUGACAAAAGAUGUGAACAACUUGCUAAAAAUUUAUGGACCAUCUAAAAAUAAUUAUUUGAUGUUAACAGUACGUUUCUUGUUUGGUCUCUUAAAUAAAGAGAGACUAAAUGACAUGAAGAAAAAAUUACAUUGUAAAACAUCAUCUAAAAUAAAGCUGGAUUUGUUGAAGUGGUUUGAAGCAGAAGCUAAAAACAUCUCCCUUCUGCCUUACAAGACCUAUGGGGAACUACGUGACCAGUUUGAGUUGUUUCAUUGUUUGUAUGAGAGUCAGGAAGAAGAGUUUGUGAAAAGCGCAAUGGAUAAUUUCCAAGAAAUUAGAUUGGAACACAUCAGGUUUACAACAAUGGAUGAAAUUGCUCUUUCAUUCUGUGUAAAGAACUGUUGUAGUAAGCAAUCACUUUACCUGUGUAAUUGUACUCUUGGGAUUGGAGAACGAGAAGAAGGAUGGAUAGCAAAGCUACGGAAAUGGUUAUUUCCUCUGAACCCACUGAUGAAAGAUCCAAGAACUUCAGCUGCAUAUGCAUUGUUGCAAGGACUGAAGGAUCCAAACUGUAAACUAAAGACAAUAUCCUUGUCCAGCUGCAAACUCUCAUCUGCUUUCCCUGAGGACCUCUCCCCUAAGACUCUCUUUACAAACCGGUCCCUGGAAAAGCUGGAUCUGAGUGCUAACACACUGGGAGACUCAGGACUGAAACAUCUGUGUGAGGGACUGAAACAUCCACACUGUAAACUGCAGACACUGCUGUUGUGGCAGUGCUGUCUCACAGCUGCUUGCUGUGGGGAUCUCUCUGCUGCCCUCAGUACAAACCAGUCCCUGACCGAGCUGGAGCUGAGUGGGAAUAAACUGGGAGAUUCAGGAAUUAAACUUCUGUGUGACGGACUGAAACAUCCCAGCUGUAAACUGCAGAAAUUAGUGGUUUGGGAUUGCCAUCUGACCGAUGCUUGCUGUGGAGAUCUCUCCUCUCUUCUCAGCUCAAACCAGUCCCUGAGAGAAUUGAACCUGAGUGGUAAUAAGCUGAGUUAUUCAGGAGUGAAGCUUUUGUGUGAAGGACUGAAACAUCCAAACUGCAAGUUAGAGAAGCUUGACUUGUCAGAAAUCUAUAUAGAUGAAAAAACAACCAAAGAAUUGGAAGUUUUGCUGCAGAUAAAACCUGGUUUGUCAAUUGUGCAUAAUGCAGCAUCCAGCCAUCAGAACCCAGCAAAUGGACAGGGCUUUUUGCCCAAGGGGGCACUGACCCUUGCAGAAGGGCUGGAAAGACUUAGGCUUACUAGGACCCCAUAAGACUGAGGAUGACCUCUGGUCUCUGCUCCUUUUGAAAGACACAAAUGAAUCCUUCGGGCACCUGGGCAGGCUGCAGAUCGGCACAUUUCUGAAUCUCAAAUCAGUCACCUAACUGUACAAGUUCAUUGUAUUAUGGCAGUAAUAGAGCUAGCUCAGAUUUCUUUCAGCUUCAUCCAUUCUAGGAAAUCUCCCUAUUCAUGGAGUAGCUUAAAAUUCACUUUAGCUGUUGAACUAUUUCUAAAGUUCCCACAGAAAUAAUUAUGUAGAAUAAUAAUAAUUAAUAAAUACUUAAUCAUUAAUAAUAUGCUCAUAUCUUGCCACUACAAGUGGAAUUUCCCAAACACUUCAAUUUUAAAUGAUUUUAAAUGAGUACGAGUAAUGAGGCAUAAAAGUCAGAAAUGGUUACAAGAAAAAUAGAGAUAAAAUGUUUACUGUUGCCUUACUUAAGAAGCUACAUUAGAUUCAAAGUCAAGUCCUCUCACCACAUGCUUCAGCAGUCUCACUGACCAGACUUCUUAGGUCAGGACCCCUUCUCCCAAGAAUCCAGCAAAUGCUUCCUUUGUCUUGUCGCUUCAGGUGCGGUGAAUGUGAUGGGCAUGGAGAGGGGGUGGACAUGGCUUGUGGUGUUUAUUCCUCCUUUUUAUAAUAUCAGUCUCUCUCUUGGAAAAUAUUUCCAGCUGAGAUCCUGGAGACAAAAAGUCUAUCAAGAUCUUAUGUUUUGUCCUGUGUUGGGAUUUUGUGGUUCCCAAUGAGUCAGAUGCUGGGCAGAAUCAAGGGACUUCGAUUCAAUGUGAUGCGAUUCAAUUCAACAAGGCUUUAUUCAAUGUGCACAAAGAGAGAGCCCCUGGUACAAAAAUCAGGCAGAGUCCCUCCAGCAAGGAGCCCCUCCCAUUGUUAUUUUAUAGCACAUGGCACUUACAUAACAAGUUACAUAACACAAACCUCUAACCAAUCAGAUUUAACAUUUCUGUAUAUGGAUUUGUUCAUCACAUGCUUAUACUUCUUCACUCCACAUGUUGAGCUCACCCCCUCCCCCUGACCUCUCUAGAAUGUUCCUAGAGUGGUGAGCCACAGCAUGCUUCCCUAUGCAUAAGCACCCUGCAAACCACAUCUUAUCCAAAAUGAACACAAGCAAACCCUUCAGCUCCCCCAUUUGGUUUUGGGGCUAAGAACAAUUCUUAGACCUCACUAACACCACUUCCGUGUAUUUAUUAGAGCAAUGAUUAACUUUAUCAACACUUAAUUUACUACAAUUUUGAGAACAGAAUUAAAUAAUACAUAAUGAUAUCUACAAUAAAAAUAAUAAUAACUCCCCAUACCCACUGCGAGAACACAACCAAAUCCAUCCCCAUGGAAUCUUUGUUUCCACAAUAGCAAACCCUUCUAUCCACUGAAUUACUAUAAUUGCCCUACCAAUAUUUUCUAAAAGGCUUAACACAAUAGGAAGAAUGAGAUGUUUAAGCAAGGCUUGCCUGCCAAAGUUAAUCAUCCAAAUCCACACCAGACAGUGGAGUCCUUCGUCACUGCUAUAUCAUCCACUAAAUCAAACAUUACAUGCACCAGUAAGUCAGGUCUCAACAUUUGAGAUAAGGCUUGUCCUGACUUCAGGUUUCCCAUACACAAAACCCAUCCUCCCAGGAUGGAAUAUUGGUCCCAUGGGAAAGCUAUAUAGUUAUCUCCGGCCCUUAUUUUACACAGGUGUCUGUGACAUGAGAAUGGGAGUGGGUGCACUGGCUGAGCCUCCAAUUCAGGAGCCCAACCCACAGGAAUUAACACCCCUCCAAGGUUGGAAUGAUCAUCCCAACAUGCCCUGUUAUCAAUAGAGACCACUCCCCUGCCACCAUCCAAGGUAUUCAGUCUUUGAGAACUGCAGCUCUCACCCAACAAGGCACCUGUGACACGAGCAAGUGGCCUAUCAGGGCUGCAACUUUCAUGUUGAACACCAGGAUGAUAACAUGCCAGGAUGAUAACAAUUUUUCCACACGCCUAGACCAAUGCUUGCUUAUACAUUUUAGUAGUUUUUAAUAGAUGGCUGAGUACAACAGUGAGGACCUGACCAACUGUGUUGCUGAGUUAAGGUAAUAUCUAACUUGAUUAGACAUGAGCCUGACUCUCACCACAAUAAACUGUCAUUCCUGCUACUAACAAAUUUUCAACCCAGUCCCUAUUAUUAGAUUUGAUAGCUUGAGUAAUGGCAUUUACAACUGAUCCAGUGGCUCCUCCCCAGGUGAUUACAUCAAUAAAACACUGAAAGCCACUGCAGCAUUAUUAAGAUGAGAUGUCUUAAAAAAACUUUCAAGUUUCAGAAACCACUCAAAACAAUUAGUAGACCACAAAAAUUCCUACAUCAAUUUUAAACUGGUGAAAACACUUAACAAUAUUAAGAAUGACUUUCCAGGAGUCCAUAGAGUAAACAGGGAUUAUUGUGCCCCAUGUUGAGUCUCACCCUUGUAUACUUUUACAUGUGACAGGUGCACCCAAACUGGAAUUCCAGUGACCUGGGCUGCUGAAGGAGUUACCAAGAGAACCAUGUGAGGCCCAGUCCAGGCUGGUUCAAAGAUUCGUUUUCUAUAGGCUUUCACCAUCACCUGAUCACCAGGCUGCACCUCACACAUAUCCUCUUCGCCAGCCUUUGGGUCUGGUUCAGUUCGGGGGUCCUGUGAGACACACUGAGAUAGCAAUUUGCAGUAUUCAACAAGCUGGUCACCCAUGACAUACAAUUCCCCCCCCUCUAAUGCACAGAUUUCCUGGCAUCCUCAUCGCCCGCCCUGUCAGCAUUUUAAAAGGUGAUAAGGAAUGUGGAUUAGUAGGACUGGCUCUCAUAGACAUGAGAACCACUUGUAGGUUGGUGACCCAGUCUUUCCCUGUAAAAUGGGUACCUUGGUCACUAUCAAUGAAGCAUGGAAGUCCCCAUCGGGGAAUUAUUUCGGUCAUCAAUAUUUUAGCUACAUCAAACACAGUGGCCUUGGCCACUGGGAAAGCUUCUACCCACUUAGUAAAGUGAUCCAUGAUCACCAGAACAUAUUCUUUUCCUCUGCACCAUGGCAGGGGCCCAAUUAAUUCUAUUUGUAACUGCGUGAAGGGUUGUGUUGGUCUUGGCUGAUGUUGCAUUCUCAUUUUCACUGUGGGAACAGAAUUAUAUUGAGCACACGUUACACACCUCCUCACAUAAUCAUGCACAUUUGCAUUAAGCUUAAGAUACCAUCAGGUGUUCAACAUCCGGUGGAUCACCCUCUGUGCUCCAUCAUGUCCCAACAUGUGAUACACUUGUACCAUAGUUCCCAUCAGCACAUUUGGUAACACUAAUGUGUUCCCUGGACCUCUCCAAGUGUUAUCAUCACACAGUUUGCCCCCACUAUCCAUCCAUAACCACUUCUCUGGCCUUGGUGCAGCACGUUGGAUGUCCUGUAAUUCAAAAAAGUUUGGUGUUUUUAUGAGAGGCUGUGUUGCUGCAAUCAGUUGCGUCUCUUUACCUUCCACUGCUGCUUGUUUAGCUAGUUUGUCUGCUCUUUGGUUCCCCUUGCUAUGAGGGUCUGUCCCUUUUGUGUGGGCCCUCACUUUUAUCACUGCUACUUCGGUAGGUUUCUGCAUGGCUUCAUGAAGUUUCUCCACUAUCCCCCCAUUUUGUAUUGGGGAUCCUGUACUCGUCAGGAAUCCCCAAUUUACCCACAAGUUAAUAUAAUCAUGUAUAGCCCCAAACGCAUAUUUAGAAUCAGUAUAUAUGUUUACAGCAUGACCUUCCACAGCUUCACAUGCUGCAACUAAUGCCUGUAGUUCUGCUACUUGUGCCGAUGCUCCAGGUAAACUGCCAUGCGCCACCAGCUGCCCAUCUUGAGUACAAAUGGCCCAUCCUGUGUGUUGCUUGCCGUCCACGUAGAAGGAAGAACAAUCCACGUAUAGGCAAGGGGCACCAGGUAUUUCAGUUUCUUUUACCAAUGGAAGGUCCAUGGGCUCUUCCUUAAGGCAACAAUGAUGCGGGUGUCCCUCAUCUGGGGUAGGCAUGAGGGUGGCAGGGUUUAGCAAUGACGCUCGUUGCAGAUGUACCGAAGGCAUUAGCAAGCUUGUUUUCCAUCGAGUCCAUCUUGCCACAUGGAUUGCCGAAGAUUUCUUUCCUGAUAAAAUAGCAAGGACAGCGUGAGGCACGACAAUAUUUACAUCCUGUGCACCAAUAAGUGGUGAGGCCUGAAUUAGGGUCAUAGAAGCUCCUUCCACUGCCUGGAGGCAUGGUGACAUUGCUUGAGCGACAGCAUCUAGUUUAGUAGAGUAGUAUGCUACUGGGCACUGUUUGUCCCCAUGUUUUUGCAUUAACACUGCUGCCAUAUGUCCCUCACUGACAUGCGUGUACAAUGUAAAGGGCAUUAAUGGAUUAGGAAGUCCCAACCCUGGGGCAGUACUUAGCCUCUGCUUCAAUGUGGUAAAUGCCUGUUCACAUACAAGUGUCCAUUCAAUUGCAUCAUGUUGUCCGCCAGCACCCUUCAGUAGAUUAUUAAAGGGCUGGACAAUCUUUGAAUAAUUUGGGAUUUGAGUUCGGCAGAAAUUGAAUAGCCCCAACACUUUUCUAACUCCCCUGACCGUAACUGGUCGUGGGCAUGCAUUAAUAGCCUCAAUGCAGGCAACAGUUAAAUGCUUGUACCCCUUGGAUAUUAGAUACCCCAGAUAUGAUACUUCCUUCUUUGCAAUCUGAGCCUUUCUAGCAUUACAUUUUACCCCACUGUCUGCCAAGUGCUGCAGGAUCUCUUCUAAGUCUUUCAUGUGUGUUUGGCAAUCUGGUGAGGAGAUAAGAAGAUCAUCAGCAUACUGUAUAACACAAGAAGCCAUGUCUGGCAGCUUUGCCAGCACAUCAGCUAACGCUCUAUGAAACAAAGUAGGUGAGUUAUAAAAACCCUGGCUUAGGCGAGUAAAGGUAUAUUGCUUCCCUUUAACAGCAAAUGCAAACCAAAAUUGACUGUCAGGGUGCACAGGAACAGACCAAAAGCCAUCGCUAAUGUCCAAGGCUGAAAACACUAUGUGAUCAUCAAAAGCAUGUAAGCCUCCCUCUACCAUCCACUCCUGUACCUUUUCCCAGAAGGGUAGGUUUGGGUUAUUAAGCUGCAAGGAUGGCAAUUCUUUUAACAUGCUCUGCAAGUCAAAUGGACUCAUAGGAGUGUGCUCUAGGCGACUAACAGUAGCAGGGUCCCCUUCCCCUUUAUUAGGAUUAGUGUGCACUCUCACCGGAGCCAUGGAACUAGACUGAUAUCCCCAUGUUCCACAUACAGGGUCCAAAGGUGCUGAGGGACAAGAUCUCUUUCCCUGCAAGUCUGCUUCUUUAUACUUUUUUGCUUCUGCUUGCAGUUUUUCUACCUCUGCUUCUAACUCUCCCACCCUUCCUUUUAGCAUAUCACACUUUCCAACCAGUUGUUCAUAAUCAACAAUUAAACACAUACCAGCCAUUUUAUCCUUCUUUAUUCCAGUCAUACAGCCAAAAUAUCUCCACAGGAAAACUAAUAAACUUACUGCUACAAUAGUUAUCAAAUCACUAACCAUAUACUCUUCAUAUUGUGGAUCACUAUAUCCCUUCAUCUUUCCCCUUUUUUUUAAACCUAAAUAUCCUCCAAUCUCCAAACUUUUAAAUACAAUUCUGUUUACAGACUAAUAACAAUUUAUUCAAAUCAAACACUUCAGACUGAAAUGCCCAAUCAGCAGAUUAAUCCUUUUUCCAAAUUAUUUGAUCUGCACAGUUACAAUUUCCAAUUAGGAGAUCUGGGCUAGCCAACACAUUACCUAGAGGUACUUAUGGCUAUACCUGCCCCUACACUAACUGUUGGACCUUAUAGGCCUCUUUGAUUUCCCACUUCAACAACACUUAGUCAGAGGAACUUACAGCUUAACCAGCCCCCACAAUAAGUACAAUGUCUUAAGACUGCAACAAACCCCUCAAUUCCCCAACAGCAAGACUUGCUUACUACAAAAGGUAUGAGAGUCACCAGUCAGGUCAGAGACACACAACCAAAUAAAAAAUGAACAAACUUACCUUCUAAUUUGAUUGUAGGUCGUGAUCCUGAAGGAUAUUUCUCACCCUGCUCGCUGCGCCAAGAAACUGUUGGGAUUUUGUGGUUCCCAAUGAGUCAGAUGCUGGGCAGAAUCAAGGGACUUCGAUUCGAUGUGACGUGAUGCAAUUCAAUUCAACAAGGCUUUAUUCAAUGUGCACAAAGAGAGAACCCUUGGUACAAAAAUCAGGCAGAGUCCCUCCAGCAAGGAGCCCCUCCCAUUGUUAUUUUAUAGCACAUGGCACUUACGUAACAAGUUACAUUACACAAACCUCUAACCAAUCAGAUUUAACAUUUCUAUAUAUGGAUUUGUUCAUCACAUGCUUAUACUUCUUCACUCCACAUGUUGAGCUCACCCCCUCCCCCUGACCUCUCUAGAAUGUUCCUAGGGUGGUGAGCCACAGCAUGCUUCCCUAUGCAUAAGCACCCUGCAAACCACAUCUUAUCCAAAAUGAACACAAGCAAACCCUUCACCUGCAACUUGGUGAAAUGUACUGUAAUACUGGCAAACGUAAUUAACAUUUAGAAAAAUAUUUGGUGUACAUCUUAUGUAAAAUUGCUU